Sugiyamaella lignohabitans is the source of this 1497-nucleotide messenger RNA. It is a transcript of the gene CTA1, whose product is annotated as catalase A. Gene Ontology annotation, molecular function: catalase activity; heme binding. The transcript has a single exon. Gene Ontology annotation, biological process: response to hydrogen peroxide; hydrogen peroxide catabolic process. Bases 1 to 1497 code for a protein of 498 amino acids. Gene Ontology annotation, cellular component: mitochondrion; cytoplasm; peroxisome. NCBI's taxonomy places the organism in Eukaryota, Fungi, Ascomycota, Dipodascomycetes, Dipodascales, Trichomonascaceae. The record is from RefSeq and is a predicted model, not a curated record.
AUGUCUGACAAGAAAUCUGGACCUCCUCCUGUUUAUACUACAUCCAACGGAUGUCCCGUUCGUGAUCCUAAUGCGUCGAUUCGGGUUGGCCAACAUGGCCCUCUGUUGUUGCAGGAUCACCAUUUGAUUGAUCUACUGGCCCAUUUUGAUCGGGAGAGAAUUCCCGAGAGAGUUGUUCAUGCUAAGGGUUCGGGCGCUUAUGGCCAUUUCGAGGUCACUGACGAUAUCAGUGAUUUGGUCAGCUCGGAUUUCUUGAAUGGCGUUGGCAAGAAGACCAAGACUUUUACCCGUUUCUCCACUGUCGGUGGUGAGAAGGGUUCUCCAGAUUCAGCUCGUGAUCCUCGUGGUUUCGCUACUAAGUUCUACACUGAAGAGGGUGUCAUUGACUGGGUUUAUAACAACACUCCUGUUUUCUUUAUCAGAAACCCUUCAAAGUUCCCUACUUUUAUUCACACUCAAAAGAGAAACCCAGAGACUAACUUGAAGGACGCUACCAUGUUCUGGGACUUUUUGUCUCGUAACCAGGAAUCGGUUCAUCAAGUCAUGCAACUGUUUUCCGACAGAGGUACUCCUGCCAGUUACAGAAAUAUGAACGGUUACUCUGGUCACGCUUACAAGUGGACUAAUAAGAAGGGUGAAUGGCACUAUGUCCAAAUCCACCUUAUCACUGAUCAAGGUAUUAAGACCUUGAAUAAUGAAGAGGCUGGUAAUUUGACUGCUGAGAACCCCGACCAUGCUCAAGAAGAUUUGUUUGAGGCCAUUGCCAAGGGCGAUUUCCCCUCGUGGACCGUGUAUGUUCAAACCAUGACCCCUGAACAAGCUGAAAAGGCUCCUUUCAAUGUCUUUGACUUGACCAAGGUUUGGCCUCACAAGGACUAUCCUUUGCGUCGUUUCGGUAAGCUUACUUUGGACAAGAACCCUGAGAAUUACUUUGCCGAGGUCGAGCAAGCUGCUUUCAGUCCUGCCCACACUGUUCCUGGCUUUGAACCUUCUGCCGACCCUGUUCUGCAAUCUCGUUUGUUCUCUUACUCGGACACUCACCGUCACCGUUUGGGCGUUAACUACCAACAAAUCCCCGUUAACUGCCCUCUCAAAGUACACAACCCAUUCCAAAGAGAUGGUGCAGGCGUUGUCAAUGGCAAUUAUGGUGCUUUACCAAACUACCCUACCGAUUACUCUCCUACCACCUACAGAACCGAUGUCCAGCUGUCUGAACGUCACGAAAAGUGGGUUGGAACUGCCACCAACUUCCACUGGGACGUUACUGGCCCUGAAGACUAUGUUCAAGCCGGUAAGCUCUGGGAGGUCUUUGGCAAGUCUGGUCAACAAGACGCCUUUGUCCACAAUGUGUCUGUCCAUCUUCAAAACGCCAAGCCCGAGGUCCAAGACCGUACCUUUGAUAUGUUCACCAAGGUCUCACCCGAUCUCGGUAGCCGUCUCCGCGAAGCCACUCUCAAGCUCAAGCCCCGUGCCAAGGCCCCUGGCUUCCGUUUGUAG